GACACACCAUUACAUGUUGCAGCAUAUAAUGGUCAUGUUUCCACAGUGGAAUAUCUUCUCACUUCUGGACAUUCGUUGGAACCAAGGAAUAAUGCUCAAGAAACACCAUUGCACAACGCCUGUGGACACGGCAAGCCGGAGGUUCUAGAAUUUCUGCUUCGAGCGGGUUCAGAUCUUCUCGCCUUGAGAAAUGGCAACAUGACAUGCCUGGACUAUGCAUUAGCAAGGAAUUCGUGGGAAAAACCUAUACCUAACUUAAGGGCAAUUAUCCGCCAUCUUGAGAGCAAGUACCCAGAGGAGCAGGAGAAGGUCAUGGAAAUUGUGCGACAUGCCGCUGACAAGCCGACUGCUGAAACUCACAACUGUCGUUUUCUUCGGACUUACCUUCAGCUGGAAGAAUUUUAUUCUGAAGGCCAAGUGGACGCUAACACUCUAGUUGUUCUAGUUAGCGGUGAACAACUUGUUGGGAAAUCCACACUGAUCAAGACAUUGAGAGAAGGAGGAAACAACGGCACAUCAAACGACUCGAAACGAACCCGAGGCAUCCAGAUGUCCAACUUCACUGAUGAGCGUGGUCAGCAUUUGCGUAUCAAAGAUCUCGCUGGGCAGGACGCGUUUUCAGCGACACACGACAUUUUCUGCCUAUCCACAUCAGUACCAAGCCUCGGUCUUGCUGUUGUCAAAAGUAAAUGGGACGAGAAACGGAUUACAACAAGCAUAACCACCACAGUUGGUCGGUUUUUGAGCCGGAAGCCACCAUCGGUAACAUCAGACCAGCCGUUCAAUGUCAUGAUCAUUGCGACCUUCCGCGACGAGAUCAAGAGAGAGGAUCAUGGAGAACUUGCUGCAAAGCUUGCCGCAAGCUAUGGUAGUGUCAAGGGGGAGUUUGGUGAUAAACUCCACUUUCACGGACCCUUUGCUAUCAAUGCCACCGUCAAUGACACAAGCUUCGACCGCCUGAGAGAAAAACUUUCUGUGGUUUGCACAGAUAUCCUGAGCAAAUCUCCCAAGCAACCCAAAGUGCUCGGGCAGGCAGAGGAAGUACUGGCACAACUGCAUGACAACAUCCGAGAGCCAUUCUCAACAAGUCGGGAGUUCUCUCGACAGCUUUGUGCUGCUAGCAACGUAGAGUAUGAUGACGAUGAAGAUAGCAUCAACACCGCACAAAUCCGUCGAUAUCGCAAGAUCCUCAAUGCGUAUGGUCUGAUUGUUUCUUUCUCAUCACCUGAGCUGGACGACAUCAUUGUUAACCGACCCAACUGGUUGCUCUCCAAGGUCAUUGGUCUCAUCUUCGCACCACCUGGGCUUGACGAUGAAGUUAUGCUCCACUUCAAAGAUGGUGUUGCAAAGGUCCAGGAAGUCCUUGACAAGCUUAACAGCUUCGAGGGAGCAGAAGGCCAAGGCCCUCUGCUGCUGCAGAUGGUAAUACAACUAGGUGUGUUGCUGCAGGAGAAAGAAAGGAUCCUGGCACCUAGCCGUCUUCCGACCGCUGACAACUGCCUCGGCUCACUGGCCAAGAAAGAUUCAUCAUCUCGGUCGGCGUGCGCAGGAGUCUCUUUCACGACUCAGCACUGCUUCUCCACUGCUCUUGUUAUCCGGCUACAGACAGAGCUGUACGCCUAUUUCCACGAGCUUCACGGCAUUCCUGCUGAGCUCUGGAAUAAUCUGGUGGUAGUGGCUCCAGUCCAUUCUACAGCCCGUGGUUGCAUCUCCGUCACGGACAGCCUGCGCCAAGCUGUCGCUGUUGUCCAUGCGCCCGUUGAAGAUACGCUAGAUGGCUAUUGUCUGCUGGCUCUGUUGCGCAAGGUGUUUGGUGACCUGGCAGCACAGUAUAGCCCGGGUACUAGCUAUUCCACAAGCAUCAUCAGCUCUGCUUCCAUUCGUCAGCACCUCGACGAGCCAAGCGACAAGUUUGAUUUCGCUGUGUACGAUGCAGAGGAAGUCCGAUCAUCCGUAGCAACAAAGGUUCAUCUCUCCACUAGCCAACGUUACGUUGAUCGUGCCUCGCUUCUUCUCGAAUGGCCGGUCAACCAUGCCUCACUGCUCUCUGCACAGUCCUUUGAGUCCAUCCGAGAAAGCCUUGGUGAGUCCGACCUGCCUGCACUAGCCACCUGCCUGGGCCUUACAUUACCAUCUUCAUCACGUGAGCACAGUAAUCAUCCACACACUGCAGCAGCAUUGGUCCACAGCUGGGCAGUUACCGACUACCAUCACACCUCGACCAAGCUUUACCAGCUGCUAGUGAAAUCACCGAACGCCCAGCGCUUUGCAAAGAUCUGCAAGGUGCUACGGCAGCAUGAAGAACUGCUGGCGACCGAUUUUCCAGACAUGUUCCGGAAGCGUCGGGUGCAAGCCGUCCAGCCGGUCUCUGACGGAGCUAUUUCCUCCACUGUUCAAUCAGACUCCGCGGAGAGCGUUCCUUCUGGCAGCCAGUCACACUCUGAUCAAGCCAGUCAGUCCACUGCUGCUCGGCAAGAUGAUGCUGGCCAUGCUGAGCAUCACACUGGUCAUGGAAGCUGUGGGAUUUUCCUAUCCACUUCACCACUCCAUGCCAUGUGGUCAACGGACGAACGCAUUGCAAACCUGUAUCAGGAGGAUGAAGCAGAGCUCUCUGAAGAAACAGAAACGUUCUUGAAGAACCCAUUCAAGCAUGCCAUCUUCAUUGAUGAUAUCCACAUCUGGCUGCAAUCACUAGGUGCUGCUGGCCUACGUGGCAAAGCGCAGAAGCACGGCUUCUUUACGGAUCUUGCUCAGAUCAACAAGCUUAUGAUCACUGAGCAGUACCGUGGUAAGGAAGCCCACAACUGUGAGCUGCUGGAUAUCAUCAUGGCACAGGAACGUGAUGGCUACAUCAAGCUGUGCAACAUCGUCAAGGGUUAUGGACAACUGUACACAACACGGCUUGAGCAGAUGAACAGUUUGCUGACGGAGAGUGAUCGAGUCUAAUCAGGUUUCAGGUGACUACACUCUCCAACCAGGUCAUCGUUGUCAUGGUCACUGACGCCAGAGUCGGAACAGUGUCUGAUGUCUUCCAUUAUCAAUUCGUAGUGAUGCUGGCUAGAAAUUGGCCAUUGUGGCAAUUUGUUGUUUACUACUUCACUUGCAUAUGCCAUGCAUGUAUGCAUACAAAUCCUUCACUUGUUUGCCUCAGUAUCGAAGAGCACUAUAGAUUUGUGUUUGUGUUCACUAUGGCCUUCACUCGUCUUUUUAAAGUUGUUUUACGAAUGUAUGUAUGUGUGGGAGUAUUUGUGUGUGUGUGUAUAUGUGUGUGUGUGUGUGUGUGUGUGUGUGUGUGUGUGUGUGUGUGUGUGUGUGUGUGUGUGUGUGUGCGAGUGUGUGUGUGUGUGUGUGUGUGUGUUUGUUUGUGCAUGUACACUUCUUGCCGCCUGCAAAAUUUGCCUAGCUUUUUUUGUAGCACAAAGUGCUUGUGUGUAAUGCCAUUUCACUUGCUCUUCUUCGUCAUCAAUGAUGUCUAUGUGUGUUUUUGCCCUUACGUUCCCGUUCGGCUUGCUUUUCGUACUACAACGGAACAGAACACACUGUCAUGAUUGUUUGCAUGUUGAACAGUUCGACUUGUUUUUAUGCAUCAUUUCUGAUCACAACAUGCUUUGUGCAUUUCACUGCAGCUUCACUUGCUAGUCUUCAUCAUUACCUCAUGGAAAUAUGUAUGUGUGCGUGUGUGCAUUGCGAUGUCACUUGUUUUUUUACUUUUAUUUUUUACAUGACACAAUUAUCAUGUUUGUGAACUACAGCACUGCAGUUUCGCUUGUUAUUCUUCUCAUCACUAAAGCACAGAAUUUGUUUGUGUAACUCACAGUUUCCCUCUUUUUUUUACCCAUCAUUCCAGACCCCAGUGAGCUUUUUGUCAUUGUUAUUCCCUUGCUAGCCUACAUCACUACCGACCUGCAAUAUGAUUGCAUGGGUUUGUGUGCAGUGAUGUCUUCAUUUGUUUUCUGUGGCAGUUACACAACAUGUGUUUGUGUACACUGCUGUUUCGCUUGUAUCAUUUCUUAUCACUACAGCACAGAAUACGUGUGUGGGUGGGUGUAUGGACUGAUCAUGCACUUCAUUACUUUUAUCCAUGAUGUGAGAUCACAGUGUGGUCUUUGUGCCGCUCAUCACUGUUUUCAUUGCUUUUUUCGUUGCUUUUUCACUGCCAGCUGUUUUUGUUGCUUUUUCAUUGCCAGCUGUUUUCGUUGCUGUUGUGUUGCCAGCUGUUUUCGCUGCCGUUGCCUUUCGCUUGCUAUUCUACAUGGUUGGAGUCGGCAAUGUAUUUUCAUGCUCUGCUGUUUUCUUACUUUGUUUUCUGUGGCUGUAAGGAACACACUUUGUCGGAACAGCAAUUUGCUUUGCAGGCCUUCUUUUUUAAUUACAGCACAGAAUGUGUGUGUGUGUGUCUGCACUGAUCUUGCACUUGUUUUCCUUAUCAUUGCACAACAUGAUGCGUUUACACUUUGCCAAGGUUUACACCAUGUACCACUGCUGCAAUUGCCUUGCCGGAUCAUUACGUCAUUACGUCAUUACGUCAUUACGGUACACAACUUGUUAGUGUACGGUGCACUGCACUUUCUCUAUUUUCAUCAUCAUUAUUCGGAAGUCUUGUUUUUGUUAUCCAUACGGAGACCCGA
Molecule: messenger RNA, 4628 nt
Organism: Sycon ciliatum
Lineage: Eukaryota; Metazoa; Porifera; Calcarea; Leucosolenida; Sycettidae
Exons: 13
Coding region: 199-2946 (915 amino acids)
Source: RefSeq, a predicted model, not a curated record